Molecule: messenger RNA, 991 nt
Organism: Zea mays
Lineage: Eukaryota; Viridiplantae; Streptophyta; Magnoliopsida; Poales; Poaceae
Product: golgi SNARE 12 protein
Biological process (GO): vesicle fusion; endoplasmic reticulum to Golgi vesicle-mediated transport; inter-Golgi cisterna vesicle-mediated transport
Cellular component (GO): Golgi membrane; cis-Golgi network; Golgi medial cisterna
Molecular function (GO): SNAP receptor activity
Source: RefSeq, marked validated
GCCAAACACAUCGGCGCAUCAACCACCCCUUCCGCUCAUCCUCUUCCCUCCCACCGAUUCGCCCGCUGGCUCGCCGCCCGCCCGUAGCCUGCGCCCGCUCGAGAUCUAGACCAGACGCCGCAGCCGCGGCCGCGGGCUGACAGGAUCUCUGUCCUCCCUACGCGGCGAACCGCUAGGACGGCGCCGAAGACGACGAGGGAGACGGGGUCAUGGAGGCGUCUUCCUGGGACGCCCUUCGCAAGCAGGCACGGAGGUUGGAAGCUCAGUUAGAUGACCAAAUGAUCGCAUACCGUAAAUUGGUUUCUAUGAAAUCAGAUGGUUCAGAGAAUGAUAUUGAGUCUGAUAUAGAAAGAUCACUGAAGCAGUUGCAGCAAGUAAAUUCGCAAAUGCAAACUUGGGUAUCAUCAGGAGGUUCUGAAGUUCUUUCUCAUACUCUGACUCGUCAUAUGGAGAUUUUGCAAGACCUUACUCAGGAAUUCUAUCGGCUUCGAUCAAGUCUCAGGGUGAAACAACAGCAUGCUUCUCUCCUUGACCUGAGAGAUUUUGACAGAGCAAAGUUUGAUGUUGAAGAGCCAUCAGACUCAGCUGAUCAAGCUCUUCUCAGGGAACAAGCUGCGAUUGGCAGGAGUACUGGACAGAUGGAUAACGUGAUAUCACAAGCUCAGGCAACACUAGGUUCUCUCAUGACUCAACGGUCAACAUUCGGCGGCAUCACUACAAAGAUAAGCAACGUCAGCAGCCGACUUCCAACAAUUAACCAUGUCCUCGCGUCUAUCAGAAGGAAGAAAUCCAUGGACACUAUCAUCCUUUCCCUUGUCGCAUCAGUCUGCGCGUUCCUCAUCUUCAUCUACUGGCUGUCGAAGUAGGUUUACCAAAGCAAAUGUAUUACGGUGUUGUAAGCUUGGGAUCACACUACCGGUACAGAUGAUCGUGAUUGGUGUUUGUACAAUAUUGGUUGAUUGAAUGCUAUUACGAUUCGGGAGUGCUGUAG